AUGCUUGAAGCGGUUGCUUCAUAUGAUUUGUGGAUCUGGCAUGCCUACUUUGGUCCUGCUGGUUCGAACAGCGACAUCAACGAGUCAGAGUUGUUCGACGAUUUGCUACAAGACAGGGCUCCUAAAGUAGAGUUUUCGGUUAAUGGGGAGCAGUUUACAAAGGGAUAUUACCUAGCAGAUGGUAUUUAUCCAGAAUGGGCUACUCUUGUUAUGUCAUUCAAGUGCCCGAUGGAGCCGAAAACCACCAAGUUCAAAAGAUACCAAGAAGCUGCAAGAAAGGAUGUCGAGCGUGCAUUUGGGGUUCUUCAAGGUCGUUGGAAGAUUAUUGCACGUCCUGCGCGGCCAUACAGUACCAACAAAAUUAAACGGAUCAUGUUAUGUUGUGUGAUUCUGCACAAUAUGAUCGUUGAAGAUAACGGGCGUGCAAUUACAGAGUUUGAAGAAGAGUUGAUAGCUAAUACUACACUCCCAACCCGUACAUGGACUGAAAGGUGUUCAACGCAGCUUCGUAUGUACGGGGAGCUGCGCGAUAGAACGGCUCACCAUCAACUCCGCAAUGCUCUAAUCGAACAUGUUUGGAACCUCCCGGAACACGGCCGUCAACGUUGA
This is a messenger RNA of Erigeron canadensis, 609 nucleotides long. RefSeq lists its product as uncharacterized. NCBI's taxonomy places the organism in Eukaryota, Viridiplantae, Streptophyta, Magnoliopsida, Asterales, Asteraceae. The record is from RefSeq and is a predicted model, not a curated record. The transcript has a single exon. The coding region runs from base 1 to 609 and encodes 202 amino acids.